This is a messenger RNA of Echinostoma caproni, 789 nucleotides long. The record is from the annotation of a GenBank genome assembly. NCBI's taxonomy places the organism in Eukaryota, Metazoa, Platyhelminthes, Trematoda, Plagiorchiida, Echinostomatidae.
GAACAACCGGAAACUCUGGUGGAGGUGGAGGAAUUUGAACCGCCGCCGUUUGAGGAGUUAUUGGACGCAGCCAAUUGGCAACACACACGGCCAUAUAUCUUACCACAAGGGCGUUGCAGCUACGUGCCCCAGAAGCGAGCGGUAAAUGCAUUGCGUGAAGCACUGGAUGAUCCAGCUGAACAGGGCUGGAUCAACCCCGUGGUUGCUAAGGCGUGGACAGAGAAAUUUCUCAGCAAGGAAGAAAAUGACGAAGCAAUGGAAGAAGAGGAAGGUGGAGAUGAUGGAGAUCAGGAUGUACCGGAAGAGGGACCAGGCUUGCUGGGCACAAUCGAGGAGGAUACCGUGCUCACAGCCACCGGGGAUGUGGGUUUACCUACGGGUCGAGCUACUGCGCCGACAGCUCGCUCAGUUAAAUUGACAUCUCGUCCUAUUCCGUCGUGGCGUGUACAUCCGUCCACAGUGCUUUUACCGAAAAAUUGCGCGGUUGCUAUUGUUAGUUCGGGUCGUUGGCCAGGCGCAUUUACCCUAGCUCGUGGCGCAGAUUUUGUAAACAUCUACAUGGGAUGGGGUCAGAAAUCGUUGAGCGGCAGCUUUUCACCAAAGUGGUAUGCGAAUGUGAUGAACGAAUUCGAUGAAAUGGCGGUCGCGUUGAACGAGACCACCGACCCGACCCCGUUGGAGGAGGAAGCUGUUCGCGCGGCCAAAGAAGCUCGAAGGUUGGCUCGCGAAGCGAAGGCAGAAGAAGAAGAUGGCGAGGAAGGAGGUGACGAGGAUGAAGAUGAAGAUUGA